Molecule: messenger RNA, 834 nt
Organism: Nicotiana tabacum (common tobacco)
Lineage: Eukaryota; Viridiplantae; Streptophyta; Magnoliopsida; Solanales; Solanaceae
Source: RefSeq, a predicted model, not a curated record
AUGGAGAAUAACACUGCUAAUGUUGCUGUUGAUGCUACUGCACCUGCUGCACCAACUGUUUCUGUUGUUGUUCCAUCACCAAUUACAUGUGUUAAACCUUUUCUGGAUGUUUCAAAAAUUGAGGUUUUUGGUGGAAAUAAUUUUAACCGCAAGCAUGUUGUUGUUGACAAAGGAAAAGAAAUUUCAACUAGAAGCAUCCUUGUGGAGGACAACAACUAUCAGAGAAAAUCAAGUAACAGGUAUGACGAAAAAAAUGGUUAUAAGCCCAAAACCAACAAUCAAACCUUCAAGGAAAAAAACAACUGCUUUGUGUGUGGCAAAUCUGGCCACUAUGUUGUUCAAUGUCGAAAAAGGGUUGGGAAUGACAAUCCCACUAAGGCUAAAGUAAAUUUGACUAAAGCCAAAGUGGAUGAUAUAAUUGUUGCGGUUGUUUCCCAAGUUAACCUUGUGGCCAAUAUGAAAGAUUGGGUGUUAGCUUCUGGUGCCACUAGGCACAUAUGUGCUAACAAAAAAGACUUUGUGUCUUACACCCAAGUUGAGGAGGGAGAAGAAGUUGUCUAUCUUGCUGACUCAAGAACUACUCAAGUUCUUGGAAAAGGCACAGUUCUUCUCAAACUCACAUCUGGCAAAAAUUUGGCAUUGAAUGACGUGUUUCAUGUUCCUAGUAUCCGAACCAAUUUGGUCUCUGUGGGAUUAUUAGGAAAAGUGGGGGUGAAAGUUUCUUUUGAAUCUUAUAUGGUCGUAUUGACCAAGAAUAAUAAUUUUAUUGGCAAGGUGUUUCUCAGCUCCAGGUCCAAUCCCUGCAAAACACCACUUAGCAAGAGAUACUUGUAA